This is a messenger RNA of Clupea harengus (Atlantic herring), 3885 nucleotides long. RefSeq names its product solute carrier family 38 member 5b (gene slc38a5b). Gene Ontology annotation, cellular component: plasma membrane. NCBI's taxonomy places the organism in Eukaryota, Metazoa, Chordata, Actinopteri, Clupeiformes, Clupeidae. Gene Ontology annotation, biological process: L-histidine transmembrane transport; L-glutamine transport; glycine transport. The record is from RefSeq and is a predicted model, not a curated record. Gene Ontology annotation, molecular function: L-glutamine transmembrane transporter activity; glycine transmembrane transporter activity.
AGUGCCUUUCCUCCACAUGUUCACCCCCCUAUCUGACUCUCCCUUCUCUCACUCCCUCUCUCUCUCCCUCCCUCUCUCUUUCUCUAGAUCUAUAGUGUCUUUUCUGUUGGCUCUUAUUCUACUCUUACUAACAACACUGAGAAAGACUUUACCUUAAGCAAUACACUUCAAGGCAAUACUACAGCAACUGGUUUUUGGAAAAGAGACUUCCAUUUGCAGCAAAGAAUUUACCUGAGGGAGCUCAAGAACCGCAACACUCCUAACGUCACCGUAAAUUGUGCAUAUCAAGAAACUUGUGCCUCUCUGUUAAGAAGUAUGGAACUGCAUAAGAUGUCAAAUGGUCACCACGACUUUGUCCCUUUGGAAGAAGGGUUUGAACCUGAACAAGAGGAGUUUCUGCCCCACAAGGAUGAUGGCCAAAAUAAAUCACAGUUUAAAGAUUUUGAAGGCAAGACCUCUUUUGGGAUGUCUGUUUUCAACCUCAGCAAUGCCAUCAUGGGUAGUGGAAUUUUGGGACUGUCAUACGCCAUGUCCAACACCGGCAUCAUCGUCUUUGUGAUCUUGUUAACUUGCAUCGCUGCUCUGUCCUCAUACUCUGUCCACCUGCUUCUAAAAAGUGCUGGAGUUGUGGGUAUCCGUGCUUACGAGCAGCUUGGCAAGCGUGCGUUUGGCCAACCCGGGAAGGUGUUAGCUGCCGUUGUAAUCACCAUGCACAACAUCGGGGCCAUGUCCAGCUACCUAUUUAUUGUGAAGUAUGAGCUGCCCCUGGUCAUCCAAACUUUUUUGGGAAAGCAUUCCAACACUGGGGAAUGGUUCCUGAAUGGCAAUUACCUCAUCAUCAUCGUCACUAUCUGCAUCAUCUUCCCUCUUGCCCUCAUGAAACAGCUGGGGUACCUUGGCUACACCAGUGGUUUCUCUCUGACCUGCAUGGUGUUCUUCCUAUGUUCGGUCAUAUACAAGAAAUUCAGCAUCCCCUGUCCUUUUGAGGAGUUCGGCAAUAGCUCCAUAAAUGCCACGCUUGAAGAGGAUUGUGAGGGGAAGUUCAUCACCAUUAACCAACAGACUGCCUACACAGUUCCCAUCCUGGCGUUUGCCUUUGUGUGUCACCCCGAGGUGCUGCCAAUCUACACUGAGCUACGCAAUCCCACCAAAAGACGCAUGCAGUCAGUUGCAAAUGUGUCCAUAUUGGGCAUGUUUGUCAUGUACCUCCUCACUGCAAUCUUUGGCUACCUCACCUUCUAUGGAAAUGUGGAGUCUGAGCUGCUUCACACAUACAGCAAGGUGGACCCCAUGGACACGCUAAUCCUGUGCGUGCGAUUGGCCGUCCUGGUGGCUGUCACACUCACUGUGCCUGUCGUACUCUUUCCGAUCCGCAGGGCGUUGCUGCAGCUGCUUUUCCCAGAGAAGCCAUUCCACUGGGCCCGCCACAUCUCCAUCGCUGUCUGCUUGCUCAUCGUGGUCAACAUACUGGUCAUCUCUGUGCCCAACAUACGAGACAUCUUCGGCAUCAUCGGAGCAACAUCGGCACCCAGUCUGAUCUUCAUUCUGCCUGGCUUGUUUUACAUCCGUAUCGUCCCCACAGAGGAUGAGCCUAUGAAUUCCAGAACAAAGAUCCAGGCUGCCUGUUUCACUGCUGUGGGUUUCAUCUUCAUGAUCAUGAGUCUGACCUUCAUUGCCCUUGACUGGAUCAAUGGAGAGAACAGGAGUGGCGGUGGACACUAGUGCCACCCCCUGUCCAAAAGAGGUCGCGGCGCCUGUCCAGGGACCACCCUGUGGCCGUCCCUGGCCACAGACUCAGGUCGGCUCAGUCAGAUAAGCGGAGUCAGUCACAACGGACAGGCCGGACCCCCUCCCUCUGAUCACGGUUUUACCUCCCUGUGUUGUGGUAAAACCAUGUUUCCCGCCACCACCUUUGAAAAACAACAAAUAAUAAUGUCUGUUAACUACGAACUGUCAUGGUAGCCAUGAUAGUCGCAGAGGAAGUGGAAGUGAGGUCACGUCCCCGUGUCAGCAGUUUGGGGAGACGUCACAAUUGUUUCAGAGAAGAUGACCAUUUUGUUGCAAAUCAUUAAAUAAUUAAAAACUAUUAAAUUAAAAAUACCCAGAAUAUGUCUUAGGCAGGCCCAUCAAAAUGGUCCAAAACAAAGAGGAUGCCAGAAUAGGAGAAGAAAAGAAAAAAAAGAAAAAAGAGAGUGGAAAGCUAAAUUUGGAAAGCUAAAUGUAUCCGUUCAAACAGGACCUGGAAUUUCCAAAUGCCGUGCUCCUUUUCUCACAUCAGUGCUGCCAAAACUUUUUUUUUUUUUUUGUUCUGCUUGUUUGCUUUGCUCUUACCAUGGAACCCUGGGUUUGACACAACAGUGCAACAAGAUGUGGGCGUAGAAAAGUAAACAUCUUAAAUAACUUGUAUUUUUUUGGUCAAAAAAACGAAAUGCUGCUAGACCUGUAAUAAUGGUGUACGUCCGAAUGGACAUUGGAAUGAUAAUGUACUCUGGUUCAAUCCUUCAUCUUGUUUCAGAUGUUACAAUUCAUUAGAUUAGAUUUGUCAGGGUCUGAAAAAAUAUAAGUGAUUUGACUAAAAUAGCUGUUGUGAGUCUUACAGCAUUUUUUUUUUGACAACAAAUAGUAUGUACUACAUCUUUUCCCAAAAUCCCUCAAAAAUAUGAUAAUUUCAAUUGUUAGCUGUGGAGAUUUGUCAGAUCAACUGAUGCUACUGUGAAAAAAAAUGUGCUGGAGAAUAAUUAAGCAAAUGUAACCCAAAGACACCUUUGAUAUAAUUAUCAGUAAUUUAUUUAUGUCCAUUAGACCAGUCAAAACUGAGGAAAAUGUUUGUGCUUCUAUGUGAAAUGUUUUGGGAGUGGAGGUACCAGAGUAUCUAUUUUUACAUUUUCUAAAGAGGAUUCAUUUCGUUAUACAGCUAUACACUACAUUUGCCUUGCCCAAUCAUAUGCCGCUUUUGUACUUUAUCUGGAUCUUGAGAGUAGCGAAACGCUUUGAUCUGUAUUUUUUAGCAAUGGGUUGAAAUGGGAGUUUCAAACACUUGCUGGUGCUGUCGAGGGCUUUGUAAGAGCAAUAUUUUUAGUUAUGCUUUACUUGGAACUCUCUGCCAUGAGAGUAACAUACCCUUGCCACAAACAUGUCAUGGUAGAUGCUGUAUCCGGUCAUUAGUCAUAACGACAGAUGAUAUCCAGUGACAAGACAAUGUCAUGUUACCAUUAUCAGUAAUCGGCAUGGGUGCUCUCUGAAUUUCAGAUGUCACAUGCUUAAAAGCUGGUACUAAUAAUAUAACACUGUCACAUCAUUGGACACAGACUCCCUUGACUCUAAUGAGAGGAUAUGACAUGUGCUGGACAUGUUUAUGUCAUGCUUAUGGCAGUAUUAUUAUUAAGGGUUAAAGGAAAUUGUUGAAAUAUUUUUCACCAUCUGGCUUGUACAAUACAUUAAUUGGAAAUUGCUUUGCAUGUUUACCUCAAGGAUUAUAUGUAUACUAUGCCUAGCGGUGACAAUCACCAAUGCAGAGAUGAGACAGAAAAGGGAGAUGAGGGUUAUGAAACUGUUUCGUGAUAUUAGACGUAUCAUAGACUAAAGAACUGAUGUGAGUAUUUAAACAAGCAUUGCAAUUCAGAGGAAAGAGGUACCCCACAUCAUCUAAAACUUCAUUACUCAGUAAUGGAGUGAAUCUAAUAUGCUUUCAGGCAUUAAGAGAACUUGGGUCCUUCUUAAGUUUCGUCCACAAGUUGUCAUAUGUGAUGACUGGCCAUGAAUCAACAAUGGAAAGAGCUGAUCUACCCAACACCCGUCCAAUCUGGGGGUUAAUGCUCUGGGUCCCUGAGACUGUGAGACUCAAUUUGUUUUAAUGUGUUUCAGUAAAGGUGAUUGGUCAUCAAA